AUGGCAGCAAUGGGCGGUCGAACGCCGAUGCAGCCCGGUAUGAUGGCGUCAACAUUAAAUGCUGGGCCACACUCGAAGAUCGGCUACACGUACGCGCCCAACUUCGUUCUGGUCACAGAUCCAGCCUCGCUACCAUCAGUCAUGGCGCAGCGUGGUGGGCAAUCAGCAGGAUCUGCGAGUGCUGGACCUGGCCAUGAAGGGCCAAAGCCGGGGUCUGCAGGGGGCUUGCCGGCUGGCAUGAUGGGCGGAGGACCAGCUGGUUUGCUCGGUACGCCACCGGGUCCUAUGAGCGGCAUGAUACCCGGCUGUCCUUUCGGCAUGGGCGGCGGCAUGCCUGUGCACAUCGACCCGCGCCUCGCCAUGAUGAUGGCGCAGAAUAGUUUGCAAGACAUCGUUGCCAUGCGCCAGGCUAGAAGGACCGCAGACGCUAUGAUGGGAGCCGGACCGGGUUCCAUGAUGGGCCCGGGUCCGAUGAACCCCAUGACGGCGGCCAUGAUGGGUGGACCGAUGGGCGGUAUGGGUCCCAGUAAUCCAAUGCGCGCCGCAAUAUUGGCCAAUGCCAUGAACGCGGGGAUGAUGGCGGGUUUGACGGGUGGCGCCAUGAUGCCCGGUCUAGUGGGCGGAUAG
Baudoinia panamericana UAMH 10762 is the source of this 627-nucleotide messenger RNA. RefSeq lists its product as uncharacterized. Lineage: Eukaryota; Fungi; Ascomycota; Dothideomycetes; Mycosphaerellales; Teratosphaeriaceae. The coding region runs from base 1 to 627 and encodes 208 amino acids. The record is from RefSeq and is a predicted model, not a curated record. The transcript is spliced from 4 exons.